AUGGCCCUGGGUGACCCCAUGGCUGUGGACCUCAACAAGAGCAACGUGACAAAGAAUGCCAGCGAGCCCAGACACAGCCAGUACCGCAGCCUCACCAAUGACACCAAGUUCAUGUGGGACGUGAUCCAGGAGGUGUGCGGCUUCGUGCCCUACGAGCAGUGUGCCAUUGGGCUGGUCAAGGUGACCAAGGACAAGCACACACUCAAGUUCAAGAAGAGAGUGGGCAUGCCCAUGCACACCAAAAGGAAGCAGGAGGAACUGAGCAACGUGCUGGUGGCCAGGAGGAAGGCCAGGGCCAAGAAGGACUGA
Onychomys torridus (southern grasshopper mouse) is the source of this 309-nucleotide messenger RNA. Its product is annotated as 60S ribosomal protein L36-like. Bases 1 to 309 code for a protein of 102 amino acids. Gene Ontology annotation, molecular function: structural constituent of ribosome. Gene Ontology annotation, biological process: cytoplasmic translation. The transcript has a single exon. Gene Ontology annotation, cellular component: ribosome; cytosolic large ribosomal subunit. The record is from RefSeq and is a predicted model, not a curated record. NCBI's taxonomy places the organism in Eukaryota, Metazoa, Chordata, Mammalia, Rodentia, Cricetidae.